AUGCCUUCUUCCUCCGUGCAGCGCAGGCAGCAGAUCAGCAGAGCGCCAUGGGAGCUACUCGCGCGUCCCUGCAUCACGCGAGCAUUUGAAGGCAACGCUGCCAAAUCGCUUCAGGAGGCCGCUGCAUUGGACGAGCUUAUUGACGUGAUGCUCUCGGCAAAGUCGCAGCAGGAGGUGGCGGGUCUGGUGGCUCAGAACAUCAUGGCAAUCGACACCAAGUUCUGGAUGCGCGUCGCCACCCGCAACGACAGCGCCACGUCCCAGGCCGACAAGGACCGCCUGCGGGCCCUGGCGGACACCGUGAUGGUGCUGGUGGACACGAUGGUGAAGCAGAGCGAGCAGAAGCUGUCGGACAGCGCGGCCACGCUGCAGGCCAUCCUGGCGGCGGCGGCGGACGAGAAUGGGGAGUGGUACCUGCCACUGGCGCCGCAGCAGGUCAAGGCGAUCCGGGACGCGAUGGACCGCAGCGCCGAGGCGCUCGACGAGGCCCUCCUGUCCAACGCGUUCGCCUACAUCAAAAAGGCCAGCGACGACCGCUUCGACUCGCUGGUGCAGCUGCUGCAGAAGAUCCUGCAGCUCUACGCGGCGCGGUCGCUGCGGGGGCCCGAGAAGGAGGGCGUGGAGGGGUUCUUGAACGACCUGGUAUAUGCGGAGGAGAAGGACUGGGAGCCGCUGCUGCGGGAGCGGGUCGCCAAGGGGGAGGUGGGGGAGGAGGGCUUCAUGGAGGCGCUGCAGCGGAAGAUGGAGGCGACGGUGCUGGGGCUGCAGAGCGGCAGCUACGCGCAGCGGGUGCAGGCGGAGUAUUUGAAGGAGGUCGAGGCGCGCGCCAAGGCGGUGUUCCGGGAAAGCGCCUGA
Messenger RNA from Monoraphidium neglectum, 855 nucleotides. RefSeq lists its product as hypothetical. The coding region runs from base 1 to 855 and encodes 284 amino acids. Lineage: Eukaryota; Viridiplantae; Chlorophyta; Chlorophyceae; Sphaeropleales; Selenastraceae. The record is from RefSeq and is a predicted model, not a curated record. The transcript has 4 exons.